Messenger RNA from Coregonus sp. 'balchen', 2940 nucleotides. The record is from the annotation of a GenBank genome assembly. NCBI's taxonomy places the organism in Eukaryota, Metazoa, Chordata, Actinopteri, Salmoniformes, Salmonidae.
AUGUCCUCAUCCGUUCCAAGAGGACAUUUUGAGGAUCAAAGGGGAGCACAUCGUCCUGGUUUCCAUGGCUCCAGGGGUCCCCGUCCCUCAAGGUUUAACCGGCCCAGAGGCUCAUUUCCAGGGCAUUUCCCAGACAAAGGGGAGCCACCACAGUCCUGGUUUGAUGGUCCACAUCAGCCAGUAGUAAGACCUCAAGGGCUGCUAGGAACAACAAGAGACACCAACAACCAGCAUCAUGACAAUGAAGGUGGGCCUGUUCAACCAGAAAUAAAGGAGCAACACAUUGUACAGAGUCCAUCAGACAUGAUGAGAGAUAAACAUUUUUCCUCACAAGGUCCCCCCCACAUGACCUCUACAAACAACCAGGGUGAUAGGUCCAGCAGUUUAGAGAGGAGAGAUCCCAAUAGGAGGGAGGGAAGAAGAGACCAAGGCCCAGACAUCAGAGGUCCAGAUAUGAUGGGACCAGGGCCAGACAUGUGGGAUGAUAGGAGAGGGUCAGACAUGUGGGAUGAUAGGAGAGGGUCAGACAUGUGGGAUGAUAGGAGAGGGUCAGACAUGUGGGAUGAUAGAAGAGGUCCAGGGCCAGACAUGCAGGGCGAUGGGAGAGGGUCAGACAUCUUGGAUGAUAGAAGAGGUCCAGAGCCAGACAUGAGAGGCCCAGAGACUGACAUGUGGUGUGAUAUGAGAGGUCCAGGGCCAGACAUGAGAGGGCCAGAUAUGAGAAAAGAAUGGAGACACCCAGAUAUGAGGGAUCCAGGACACAACAUUAGGAAUCCAAACAUGUGUAGUUCAGGCCCAGACAUGAGAGAUCCAGAAAUGCCAGGCCCAGAUCCAGACCUGAGAAGUCCAGACAUGAAAGGGGACCACUUCACACCAACAGCUAACUUUGAAGGACAUAGGCCACCAUUGCCUUAUUUCAACAGUCCAAGGAUGUCCUCAUCUGUUCAAAGAGGACAUUUUGAGAAUCAAAGGGGAGCACAUCGUCCUGGUUUCCAUGGCCCCAGGGGUCCUCGUCCCUCGAGGUUCAACCAGCCCAGAGGGUUACCUCCAGGGCAUUUUGCAGACAACGGGGGGCAGCCACAGUUCCGUUUUGAGUGUCCACAGCCAGCGGUAACACCUGCUCCUGCCUCGCUGGUAACAUCAAGGGAGCACAGUAUACAGAGCCCUUCGGACAUUCUGAAAGAAAGCCAGGUACCCUCACAAGGUCCUCCCCACAGGGCCUCUCCAAACAACCAGGGUGAGCAGUCCAGCAGUUUAGAGAGGAGAGAUCCUGAUAUUAGGGAGGGAAGGAGAAAGCCAGGGCCAGACAUCAGAGGUCCAGAUAUGAUGGGACCAGGGCCAGACAGGAGAGGUGAUAGGAGAGGGUCAGACAGGAGAGGUGAUAGGAGAGGGCCAGACAGGAGAGGUCCCGGUCCAGACAUGAGAGAUCCAGAACCAGACACAAGGGGUGAUAGGAGAGGGUCAGGCCCAGACACAAGUGGUCCAGGACCAGACAUGAGUGUUCCAGGGCCAGACAUGAGAGGUGAUAGGAGAGGGACAGACAUGAGAGGUCCAGGGCCGAACACAAGGGGUGAUAGGAGAGGUCCAGGGCCAGACAUGUGGGAUGAGAGGAGAGGGCCAAACAUGAGUGGUCCAGGGCCAAACAUGAGGGGUCCAGGGCCAGACAUGCGAGGUCCAAGGCCAGACAUGAGGGGUGAUGGGAGAGGGCCAGUGAUGUUUGAUGAGAGAAGAGGUCCAGGGCCAGACAUGAGAAGUGAUAGGAGAGGUCCAGAUAUGAUGGGUCCAGAUCCAGACAUUAGUGGUCCAGGGUCAGACAUGAGAGGUCCAGAUAUGAGAAAUGAACGGAGACACCCAGAUAUGAGGGAUCCAGGACCCGACAUGAGAGAUCCAGAAAUGCUAGGCCCAGAUCCAGACCUGAGAAGUCUAGACAUGAGAGGGGACCACUUCACACCAACAGCUAACUUUGAAGGACAAAGGCCACCAUCGCCUUAUUUCAACAGUCCAAGGAUGUCCUCAUCUGUUCAAAGAGGACAUUUUGAAGAUCAAAGGGGAGCACAUCGUCCUGGUUUCCAUGGCCCCAGGGGUCCUCGUCCCUCAAGGUUCUACCAGCCCAGAGGGUUACCUCCAGGGCAUUUCACAGACAACGGGGGGCAGCCACAGUUCCGUUUUGAGUGUCCACAGCCAGCGGUAACACCUGCUCCUGCCUCGCUGGUAACAUCAAGGGAGCACAGUAUACAGAGCCCUUCGGACAUUCUGAAAGAAAGUCAGGUACCCUCACAAGGUCCUCCCCACAGGGCCUCUCCAAACAACCAGGGUGAGCAGUCCAGCAGUUUAGAGAGGAGAGAUCCUGAUAUUAGGGAGGGAAGGAGAAAGCCAGGGCCAGACAUCAGAGGUCCAGAUAUGAUGGGACCAGGGCCAGACACUAGGGGUAAUAGGAGAGGGCCAGACAUGAGAGGUGAUAGGAGCGGGCUGGACAGGAGGGGUCCCAGUCCAGACAUGAAAGAUCCAAAACCAGACACAAGGGGUGAUAGGAGAGGGCCAGGACCAGACAUUAAUGUUCCAGGGCCAGACAUAAGGGGUGACCGGAGAGGGCCAGACAUGAGAAGUCCAGGGCCAGACACAAGAGGUCCAAGGCCUCAUGUGGGAUGAGAGGAGAGGGCCAGACAUGAGGGGUCCAGGGCCAGACAGGAGAGGUCCAGGGCCAGACAGAAGAGGUCCAGGGCCAGACAGGAGGGUCCAUGGCCAGACAUAAGGGGUGAUAGGAGAGGGCCGAACAGGAGAGGUCCCAGUCCAGACAUGAAAGACCCAGAACCAGACACAAGGGGUGAUAGGAGAGGGCCAGGCCCAGACAUGAGAGGUCCAGGACCAGACAUGAAUGUUCCAGGGCCAGACAUGAGAAGUCCAGGGGCAGACACAAGGGGUGAUAGAAGAGGCCACUGA